GUCACGUGACCCCCGCCCCGUUGCUACCGCCGAAGCAGAAGCGGGGAAGCCUCGGAGAGUCCCAGCCACUGACCAGCCCGGCAGCGGGGGGGAGGCACCGGCACCGGCACCCUUGGCUCCGCCGCCUCCAGCGCAGGGUACCGGCCGGGAGGCUCCCGGGGCGGCAGCUCCCCGCGCCCAGAGACUGUCCGGUUUGGUCAAUACAUGGCAGAGGGGCAUUGCUGGCACAUGAUAGCAUAUAUUACGUUGGUAGAUGUGCAGGUGAACGAGCCCCAGGUGGUGUGGCUGAUGUGCACAUCAGGAAAGUAUUAGUUUGAUGAAAUUUGAUUUUAAAAAAUGUCCAGGAAGAGCACAGACUAUGGAAUGCUGCCGGAGUAUGAGAGGAGCCAGAUCAAAAGGACUCUGGAGCUGGGAACAGUUAUGACAGUGUUCAGUCUCAAGAAGUUUACUCCAGAAAGGAGGACCAUCCAAGUCAUAAUGGAAACCAGGCAGGUGGCCUGGAGCAAGACAGCUGACAAGAUUGAAGGUUUCUUGGAUCUGAGGGAAAUAAAGGAAAUUCGCCCUGGGAAAAAUGCAAAGGAUUUUGAGCGCGGGAAAGCAACACAGAAUAAAGAGCAUUGCUUUACUAUUUUUUAUGGUGCCCAGUUUGUUCUCAACACCUUAAGCUUAGCAGCUGAUUCCAAAGAUGAUGCUGAUAAAUGGCUGUGUGGCUUGAAUAUCUUGCAUCAAGAGGUUAUGAAUGCUUCCACACCUGCAAUCACAGAGAGCUGGCUGAGAAAGCAGAUCUACUCCGUUGACCAGACUAGAAGGAACAGUAUCAGCCUUAGAGAACUGAAGACCAUACUUCCUUUAAUAAAUUUCAAAGUAGGCAGCGUGAAAUACUUGAAGGAUAAAUUUGCGGAAAUAGGAGCUCCCAAGGAAGAACUUAGCUUCGAACAAUUUCACGUGUUCUACAAGAAAAUUAUGUUUGAACAGCAGAAAUCGAUUCUUGAUGAAUUCAAAAAGGAUUCUUCGGUGUUCAUUCUUGGAAAUACUGACCGUCCAGAUGCUUCCGCAGUUCAUUUGCAUGACUUCCAGAGAUUUUUGCUACACGAGCAGCAGGAGUCUUGGGCACAGGAUCUCAGUAAAGUCCGAGAACGAAUGACAAAGUUUAUAGAUGACACUAUGAGAGAAACUACUGAGCCCUUCCUCUUCGUAGAUGAGUUUCUCACUUACCUUUUCUCAAAAGAAAACAGUAUUUGGGAUGAUAAAUAUGAUGCAGUAGAUGCUCAGGAUAUGAAUAACCCUUUGUCCCACUACUGGAUUUCUUCCUCUCACAACACAUACCUCACAGGAGACCAGCUUCGAAGUGAAUCUUCCACAGAAGCUUAUAUCAGGUGCCUUCGAAUGGGAUGCCGAUGUAUUGAGCUGGAUUGCUGGGAUGGUCCUGACGGGAAGCCGAUCAUUUAUCACGGAUGGACAAGGACAACAAAAAUCAAAUUCGAUGAUGUGGUACAGGCAAUCAAGGAUCAUGCAUUUGUCACAUCUGAGUUCCCAGUGAUCCUGUCGAUUGAAGAGCACUGCAGUGUGGAACAGCAGCGCCACAUGGCCAAAGUAUUCAAGGAGUUGUUUGGGAAUCAACUCCUAAUGAAGCCAAUCGAAGUCAGUGCAGAUCAGCUGCCAUCGCCAACCCAGCUGAAAGAAAAAUUCAUCAUCAAGCAUAAAAAAUUGGGACCAAAGGGAGACGUAGAUACGAACCCAGAAGACAAGAAAGAGGAGAAAAAGCAACAAGGAGAACUCUACAUGUGGGAUAUGAUAGAACAGACAUGGACUCGGCACUAUUGUGUUAUAGCAGAUGAAAAGCUCUCAUUCAGUGAUGAUAUAGAAGAGAACACUGAUGACGAUUCAUCAGAGGAGGUGGAACAUACUGAGCUGCACUGCAGCGAGAAAUGGUUCCAUGGGAAAAUGAAAGAGGGGAGAACAACUGCUGAGAGGCUGAUACAGGAAUAUUGUGCUGAAAUGGGUGGCAAGGAUGGAACGUUCCUAGUUAGGGAAAGCGAAACUUUCCCUAAUGAUUACACCCUGUCAUUCUGGAGGUCAGGUAGGGUCCAGCAUUGCCGUAUCCGUUCUAAUAGUGAAGGUGAUACCAUGAAAUAUUACCUGACCGACCACCUCACCUUUGAUAGUAUUUAUGAUCUCGUUCAACACUACAAGGAAGCCCAUUUGCGUUGUGCUGAGUUUGAGCUGCGUCUGACUGAUGCUGUGCCUAACCCCAAACCUCAUGAAACUAAAGACUGGUACUAUCAUAACCUGAGUCGAGGAGAAGCAGAAGACAUGUUGAUGCGAAUUCCUCGAGAUGGAGCGUUUCUGAUUAGAAAGAGAGAUGAGCCCAACUCAUUUGCCAUGACAUUCAGAGCUGAGGGGAAAGUGAAGCACUGCAGAAUUCAACAAGAAGGCCGCCGCUUUUUGCUGGGCACCUCUGCCGAUUUUGAAAGCUUAGUCGAACUGGUGACCUACUACAAAAAGCACAAGUUGUAUAGGAAAAUGAAACUGCGUUACCCUGUGACUGAGGAACUGCUAGAGCGCUACAGCACGGAGAAAGAUAUUAAUGCGCUCUAUGAUGUCAAGAUGUAUGUGGAGCCUAACGAAAUAACCCCAUCAAUGCCUCAGAGAACAGUGAAAGCCAUAUAUGACUAUAAAGCUAAGAGAAGUGAUGAACUGAGCUUCUGCAGAGGGGCCCUAAUUCAUAAUGUCACAAAGGAGACAGGAGGCUGGUGGAAAGGAGACUAUGGAGAAAAAGUCCAACGCUAUUUUCCAUCGAAUUACGUUGAAGACGUGUCAACUGAUAACUUAGCAGACUUUGAAAACCAGAUUAUUGAGGACAACCCCUUAGGAUCUCUGUGUCGUGGCAUACUGGUCCUCAAUACAUACAAAGUCGAGAAAAUGUUGCAAGGGAAGUAUGGCAAGACUUAUGUUUUCAUACUGGAACCCAAGAAUCCAAAAGACCCUCCUGUUGAAUUUGCAACAGAUACGGUGGAAGAGCUGUUUGAAUGGUUCCAAGGCAUCAGGGAAAUCACACAGAAAACUGCAGAAGAGGAGAAUUGGAGGAAGUACUGGGAAAAGAAUCAAUUAAUUGCCAUUGAAUUAUCUGACUUAGUAAUCUACUGCAAACCUACAAGCAAAUCCAAGGACAGUUUAGAAAAUCCUGAUUUCAGAGAAGUCCGUUCUUUUGUGGAAAACAAGGCUGAAAGUGUUGUCAGGCAGAAGCCUGGUGAGCUGUUGAAAUACAACCAAAAGGGACUGACACGGGUCUAUCCUAAAGGACAGAGGGUUGACUCAUCUAACUAUGACCCAUUUCGCCUCUGGUUUUGUGGCGCCCAGAUGGUGUCUCUUAAUUUCCAGACGCCAGAUAAAUACAUGCAAAUAAACCAUGCCUUGUUUUCACUUAAUGGACGGACUGGAUACAUUCUGCAGCCAGAAAGCAUGCGAAAUGAGGACUAUGACCCAAUGCCAAGUGAAUCAAAGAGAAAACUGCAGAUGCUUUUGACAGUUAGGGUUUUAGGUGCUCGCCAUCUGCCUAAACCCGGCAGAAGCAUUGCCUGUCCAUUUGUAGAGGUGGAGAUUUGUGGGGCCAAAUGUGAUAAUAGCAAGUUCAAGACAACAGUUGUGAACGACAAUGGCCUUAACCCAGUUUGGGUACCCUGUCCAGAGCAAGUGAAGUUUGAAAUUUAUGAUCCUAACUUAGCGUUUCUGCGCUUCGUUGUUUAUGAGGAGGAUAUGUUCAGUGACCCCAACUUCUUAGCACAUGCCACUUUUCCCAUCAAAGGAAUCAAAUCAGGUUUUAGGUCAGUACCUCUCAAAAAUGGUUACAGUGAAGAUACAGAGCUGGCUUCCCUUCUGGUUUUCUGUGAAAUGCAGCAAGUUCUGGAAAGCGAAGAGGAGCUUUAUUCAUCGUGUCGGCAGCUUCGGAAGCGCCAAGCAGAACUGAACAACCAGCUCUUCCUGUAUGACACCCACCAGAAUUUAAGGAACCCUAACAGAGAUGCCUUACUAAAAGAAUUCAGUGUGAAUGAGAACCAAUUACAAAUGUACCAAGAGACAUGCAGCAGGAGAUUAAAGGAGAAGAAAGUCAGUAACAGCAAAUUCUACUCCUAGAGAAGCUAUUCCUUUUGGUGCACUUUUAGAAAGCCACUCAGGAAGAGACAUUAAUUUACCCUCAUAGUCAUACUCAAUGAAGAUCUCGUCAGGCUGAAUUUACUAAGAAGAAGAAAGAUGGGUUUCCUUAAUUUUUCUUGUUAUAGGAGGAACUAUUUUCAUUGUUGUUUAAUUUAUCUUCUGUACAAUGCAUACGCACAGUGUAGGCUAGAUUUUCUGCAUAUUCAAGUCAUUAUUUGCAUCCAGUAUCACAAACCUUAGAGUAAGAAGGAAAUUAAGGGUCAGUUUUUCACAGCUACAGGGUGUGCAGACAACUUGCAUGCAUUUGUGCAGGCCUAACUUACCCUUACAAAUACCCAAAGUACAAGUACAAAUCAUCUACAGUAUUUGUGUGCACAGGACACAAGUUAGGCAUUCACAACCAUUUGCACACACGCAUUAAUAAUCUGACUCAUGAUUGAAAGAUAAUGGGAUUAAUUUAUUAAAUGCUGUAAAAGCACUUUUACAAUAUGAUUGUGACAUCAGAUACAGCAGAUUGUAUCCCCCCCCCCCCAAAAUAUUCUGGGCAAUGGAUGGUUAUUUCUUCUAAUAGAUGUUUCUUGUUACAGCUUUUUAAUGCCAGUGAAUGAGUUAAUUUUCUAAAACUAAAUGUACUCAAGAUUGUAGAUGGGUUAUUUGUUGGAUUCUGUGAAAAGCUUUUUUUUUUUUAAAAAAAAGAGAGAGAAAUACAACAUUAUUUUGUGUCGCAUAAAUCAGCUCUGUCAAGGCAGUGCAAGAAAAUAUUUUGUAUACCUAAGGUAGGAGCGAGAAAGAAAAGGUAUUUUAAACUCCAGUUGGAUAAUUUACUUUGGUGUAACAUCGUUUCUCACAUCCUUCCAGCUGCUAAUCUGCAUACAAAUGAAUUUUUAAAAACUGUCCAUCUGUAGUCUUGCAGACCUUCUUACAAGAUAAUGUCAGUCAAUGCUGUUUGGUUUUUUUUAAUGUUGUCUGUUUACCCAAAAUAUAUUUAAUCCAUUACAUAACUGUGCAGAAAUACAGACAGAUUUCAGUCACUAGUAGGAACAUACAAGUUAUAGAUGG
Dermochelys coriacea (leatherback sea turtle) is the source of this 5214-nucleotide messenger RNA. It is a transcript of the gene PLCG2, whose product is annotated as phospholipase C gamma 2. Gene Ontology annotation, molecular function: protein binding; phosphatidylinositol-4,5-bisphosphate phospholipase C activity. Lineage: Eukaryota; Metazoa; Chordata; Testudines; Dermochelyidae. The coding region runs from base 337 to 4134 and encodes 1265 amino acids. Gene Ontology annotation, biological process: positive regulation of epithelial cell migration; phospholipid catabolic process; phosphatidylinositol-mediated signaling. The transcript has 34 exons. The record is from RefSeq and is a predicted model, not a curated record.